CAAAACUAAGAAACCAUAAAAUGGGGCAAACUUCACUGACUUUGUGGGUCUGUCGAGCUUCAGUUCUUCGAUCCAAAUGCCUGCACUACGAUGCAAUACAUUCCUUUUGGAUUGCACAUUCCGGACAUUAAGAAGCGCUUUGCAAUCCACCAUGCUGUCAAAAGAUACAUUGAAGCUGGCCAUCACGACAGUGUUAUCAGAAGCGGGUGCCGCAUUCGGGACAUAACUCCUCCGAAAAGAAUACGAUGCAAGAAAAUCAUACCUGGUCCCCAUCAUCAUCCUGUUCCUCAGAGAAGUGUGAUCACUGGAAAACUCGGGCCUAAAGAUAACAUCAUACCUCCUCGCUGCGCUCUUGGUCCUCAGUUACUCUCUCCCGGCGGACACUACAACGAAGAUGUCAUCGAUGGCAGAUUCAUCCCGAAACAACUAAAACCUGACAAGAUCACGAUAGGACACCAGCAAUUCAAGAAGGAAGAAGUUAAAGACAACUUCUUCAACGUUCACCUGGUAGAACUCCGUGCGAGGAAAGUUUUCUAAAGCCUUUUCUCUCGUUUUCUUGUUCCUUGUCACACAGGCUCGCCAAGAUCACGCAACGUAUAAGCUCCGGACGCACGCAGCAUUGACAGAGUUUUUGUACGAGGCCAAAGAUCGAGCGGGCGAAGUUUUUAACAAGGACGAAUUCUCCAAAGUAAGGCCCAGCACUGCUCCAGCGGCGUCGCCGGCAAAAGCUCUUAAGAAGUGAAAGCUUUCGAACAAGCAAGAGAGAGCUUUCAUUCAAAGAAUUUUGGAAUUUUUGUUUAGCGUCUACGAUUAAUGUAGUCACAGCCAGAAUAUCCCUUUCGCCGGCGUGAAAUAUGCCUAGAGGAUAUUCUGACAGGUUUUGUGUAUAUUCUGUUAGAUAUUACGGCUAUGGUUUUCCUCGUUUGAUGAAUCAAGAACGCGCCUCGCUCGAUCGAUGGCGAUGCGCUCGGCGCUCAUCGGAAUCCUAGCGGCAUUAUUUCUUUUCCCGCAGGCAUCGAUCGGCGCCAGCGCCAGCAGCAGGCACUCGCAAGACGGCAGGAAUUCGUCAUCGAAAUGCUUCCCGCUGCUCUUCUCUUUCGGCGAUUCUCUCACGGAUACAGGCAAUGCGCAGCGGAUCUUCCCAUUCGAGCAGAACAGAGCCAGCCAUUCCCCAUACGGGAGGACGUUCUUCGGCCGGCCGCGCGAUCGCUUCUCCGACGGGAGGCUGAUGAUUGAUUUCAUAGCGGAGGCGCUGGGAUUGCCAUUCUUGUCCCCGUAUGUGCAAGCGGUCGGAUCCAGCUUCCAGCACGGGGUAAAUUUCGCGACCUCUGGAGCUACGGCCACCGACAUCACAUUCCUCGUCCCUCACACGCUGGGCGUCCAGUGCUACUGGCUCAAGAAAUUCAAGGUCGAGGUCCAGGACGCGCGCAGCAAUCCGGUAAACACCGCCCUCUUGCCGGAUCUCAACUCCUUCAGCAAGGCGCUCUACGUGGUCUUCAUUGGAGGCAACGAUUACAACGCUCGCCUCUUCGUCUACAACAUGACGAUCGAUCAGCUCUUCGAUGCGGUGCCGGUCGUGGUGGAUGAAAUCGGUAAAAGAAUCGAGGAUCUCUAUGCGGAAUCGGCCAGGAAUUUUCUCAUCGUCAACGUACCUCCAGUCGGUUGCACGCCGGAGCUGCUAACCUUCUUCAAUCACGUCGACACAAAUCCGGAGGACUACGACUCCGCCGGCUGCUUUACCCCAUACAACGCGGUCCUGGAAGCGCACAACGAUGUGCUCAUGGACGCAGUGAAUCGGCUGCGAAACGUCCAUCCAGACGGGCUCUUCGUCUACGCAGACUACUACCGGAUCACCGGAGACAUCCUACGCGAUCCACAAAACUACGGGAUGGAGGACGUGAUCCACGCUUGCUGCGGCACCGGGGGCCGCUACAACUUCAACGUCUCGUCGCAGUGUGGAUCCAACAGCGUCGUCAAUGGCCUGCCUUUCACGCCGCCGUCCUGCCCCAACCCCGCCGCGGCUGCCAACUGGGACGGCGUCCAUCCCACCGAGGCGUUCACCAAGAUCAUCGCAUCGUCCUUCCUCCAGGGCCGCUACAUCGAGCCCCACGACGCAUUUGAUCACUGCCAUUUCGACUUUAGCAACUUCUAAGCUUUCCCGGGUACGUUGUUUC
Messenger RNA from Selaginella moellendorffii, 2174 nucleotides. Its product is annotated as GDSL esterase/lipase At4g01130. NCBI's taxonomy places the organism in Eukaryota, Viridiplantae, Streptophyta, Lycopodiopsida, Selaginellales, Selaginellaceae. Gene Ontology annotation, molecular function: hydrolase activity, acting on ester bonds. The transcript has 8 exons. Bases 956 to 2152 code for a protein of 398 amino acids. The record is from RefSeq and is a predicted model, not a curated record.